Scophthalmus maximus (turbot) is the source of this 2045-nucleotide messenger RNA. RefSeq names its product UDP-glucuronosyltransferase 3A1-like. NCBI's taxonomy places the organism in Eukaryota, Metazoa, Chordata, Actinopteri, Pleuronectiformes, Scophthalmidae. The coding region runs from base 12 to 1808 and encodes 598 amino acids. Gene Ontology annotation, molecular function: UDP-glycosyltransferase activity. The record is from RefSeq and is a predicted model, not a curated record. The transcript has 11 exons.
UUGUUUUUCUAAUGACCUCUCUGACACAGAAAAGCAUUGGUCGCAGCUACAAUGAGUGCAUUGUCCAGGAUAACCUACAUGUCAAGCCUGACUUACCAGCAACUGCCUGCCCGGGCACCCACAACCCUAUAAUCAAAAGCGCAGACCUUCUCACACGGGACACAGGAAGGCUUUCAUUACGGCUUAUUUUGGAACUGGAAGACUAUUUUUGGCUACACGUCACAGUGUGCUGCUCUAAUAACAACAUGGGGAUUGUACUUUGGACCUUUUCUCUUCUGGCUCUUCCAGUGUUGCAGUCUGCCAAGAUCCUGACUAUCUGUCUAAUUGGAGGAAGCCAUUACUUGUUAUUUGAUGAAAUCUCUCAUAACUUACACCAGCAUGGCCACGAGGUCCGCAUGCUCUUGCAACUGGGAAACCCUGUUAUUACAGGUUUCUCCUACGAAGGCCGUGAAGACAGUUACCAAAUGAGCACCUGGUCCUUAGGAGAGAAGUACAUCAGAGAAUACAACGGCUGGUUCCUGGAGCAACAAACACAGUUUCUACUGGGAAGGGAUAACUUUUAUAACUUUCUAAACUUCAUGGGGCACCUGUCCUAUCAGUGUGACAAGCUGUUAGGGGACAACGAGAUCAUAACGUUCCUCCAGAGGCAACGCUUUGACAUCAUCAUCCUUGAUGCUUUCAACCCCUGUUCCUUCAUCCUGGCACACAGACUCGGUGUCCUGUACAUAGCUUUCUACCCUGGCACUCUGAACGGCCCUCUGUCCAUUGCUCUCCCCAGCCCCGUCUCCUACAUCCCAGUCUUCAGCUCCCGGCUCUCCGACCACAUGAACACCUGGGGCCGUGCAAAGAACCUCUUUCAUUCUGUCUUGGCUCCUGUAGGCCAAGAACUUAUAUGGUCGAAAUUUCGGGAAGUAGCUGAGCGCCACCUAGAGUCCGGCUCACCCCCUGGUGGUCUGGAGGAGCUCCACCAAGGAGCUGAACUCUGGGCCUUCAACACUGACUUCUCACUGGAGUUCCCUCAGCCUUUAAUGCCCUAUACUGUGCUGGUGGGAGGUCUACUGAAUAAACCCCCAAAGCCUCCGGAGCAGGAGCUUGAGUCCUGGAUCUCCAGUUUUGGAGAAGCAGGUUUCAUUGUCGUGACUCUGGGAUCGAUGGUCUCUGCGGUCUCUGUGGACCCUCUGCUUGUGGAGCUGGUGGCUGGCUUCUCCACGAUCCCUCAGGGGGUACUCUGGAGAUAUGACCCAAAGCGAUGGCCAUCUGACCUGGACAGACCUCCCAAUGUCAGGCUGGUGGACUGGCUGCCUCUAAAUGACCUGCUGGGCCACAAAAAAGCACGCCUCUUUAUCACGCACGGUGGACAAAACAGCCUUCUCCAGGCGGUGUACCAUGCUGUUCCUGUGCUGGGAAUCCCUCUGUUUGGAGACCAGUUUGAUAAUGUGGUAAGAGCCGAGACAAAGGGACUUGGCCUCAGCAUCCGCCCCACACACAUCACCAGGCAGCUGCUCCGCUCCGCUAUUCAAACACUCAUACAGGACACCAGGUUCAAGACUUCAGCUUUGUCCUGUAGCAGGAUCCACAAAUCCCACCCUGUCCCUCCAGGCCUUCGACUCAUCCAGUGGGUGGAUCACAUCCUGCACACUGGAGGUGGUGCUCACUUGAGGCCGACUUCAUUGUCGCAACCGUGGUACCAGAGAUACCUGUUGGAUGUGGUGCUUCUCCUCUCCCUGGGGCUUCUGGGACCUGUACUUCUCUGCUCGACCUUCUGUAGGAAUAAGAAUCACAGAAUUCAGCACAAAAAAAUUCAAUAGCAGCACCAAGCAUUUUGUCACGGAGACUUUGGAUUGAUACCCCAGUUGUGUCACUUGUUUAUCUUAGAGUUACUGUAUAUCAGAACCUUUUUUAUGAAUCCUUACAAUCCUAAGAUACUGUUAAUGUUCAAAAAUAAGCAGCUUACUACAAUUCACCUUUGUCAUACUGGGUACAACUUGCUUUGAACAGGUCCAGAAAAAAAAUAAAGCCCUGAGAACUAAAAUAUAACUUUAAAA